Molecule: messenger RNA, 3012 nt
Organism: Hippoglossus stenolepis (Pacific halibut)
Lineage: Eukaryota; Metazoa; Chordata; Actinopteri; Pleuronectiformes; Pleuronectidae
Gene: c1ql4a
Product: complement component 1, q subcomponent-like 4
Exons: 3
Coding region: 1180-1905 (241 amino acids)
Molecular function (GO): protein binding
Source: RefSeq, a predicted model, not a curated record
ACUGGAUACGAGCGGCAGAAUCACAGUGCGCCCCUCAUCCUGGAAUUGCGUCAAAAAGUGCUCCGGCUGGUGAUAUUUUAAAUUUGGGCUUCACGUGCUCUGAAGUUAGUGGCAUUUAAACUCCGAUUGGGAAAGAAAAGCGGGGAUUAAGCACCGAUUGAGAAACUCUUGUCACUUUCCCUGCAGCUCCUGCGCACCCGGCGGCUCUCCAGCUCUCCGGCUCUCCAUCUGGAAACUCCAGCGCUCCAAAAGUCCUUUCUGUUGGGACGCGGACGGGACUGAUACAGACACAGAUAAUUGUUUGUUUCCUCUAAAAAAUGUUUCGGGAUCAUGAAGCACGGAUGAUCCAAAUGUAACCAGAGGAAGAAUCACACCCAGGCUGACAAACGUGACAUUGAAACAUCACCUGUUUAAUGUGGACAGUGGAAAUACGAUAAGAGUGGGCUCAUAAAAUGACUGUGCUCUGCAGAAAAUACCUCUGAUGAACUUCUGCCACUAAGUGGCUUUAAGUGAGACAUCCACAUGAAGUGAAAUCCUGUGCUUUGUAGUGGGGGCUGGAAACAAGGUUUUUCUUUGAAAUAAAACAAAACUGGGAAUUCUCUAUUAAUCAAACAAAACAAACAGUUGCACCUCUCCCUCCUCAAUGACUUGAGUUUGGCACCAGCUUUCAUUUUAGCACACUUUUGAAAAGCUCUGUCUCCAUAAUAACCCCUCUCAGUGCCGGCCAUGAUUUCUGAUUGAUGCUGCAAAUUGAAUUGAACUGGAGAACAACAGGAGAGGUCAAAAAAGGUGAGACAGACUUCAUCAAAUAAAUUAUGUUGUCUGUAGCGUCUCACCACAAACCUGACAAUACACACUUUUUCAUCUAUUUGCCUAAACACUCUGGUAUGUAAAGUUUUUUUAAGGCUCUAAAAUAUCUUGUUGAUAGAUCCUCUCUGGGUGUUUCCCUCCUGACCAUCUGCCAUUUUGCCUUCUUGCUCAUACGUGGCCCAGUGAUACACUGUUCACUCCUCACUCCUUUCCACAUUCUUCUUCGCCUAUACGCACCAAACUGGUUCACUGAGAGGCUUCAUCCUGGCCGGCACUAUUCCAGCCAAGGGGGAAGAGGACUUCCUGACGCUGGCCGCUUCGCGGCUCAGCCGCAGGAAACGUGUCAUUGGCGCAGCUGUAGGUGUGGCAAUGGUUCUAAUAUUGUUGGUGGCCAUUCCCCUGCUGGUCCACACAACCAAAGGGGGGAACACGGGAAAUUCAGGGAGCCAUUAUGAAAUGCUUGGAAGCUGCCGGAUGGUAUGUGACCCUUACACCACGUCUCAACCAGGCCAGGAGCUGACAGCUGUGUCUCCAGCGCCCCAGGAUUACUCUGGGAAGAAGAUAAAGUCAGGGCUUCGUGGGCCGCCAGGGAUCUCUGGUCCUCCAGGAGUACGUGGAGCCCCUGGGGAGCCAGGCAAACCAGGUCCUCAGGGGCCCCAGGGUCCAGGUCCUGGUGGCUAUUCGCCCUCACUCUACACUCCCAAAAUUGCCUUUUAUGCAGGGCUACGCAAGCAGCAUGAGGGGAGUGAAAUACUGAAGUUUGAUGAUGUGGUGACCAAUGUAGGCAACUACUAUGAGCCCAGUACCGGCAAGUUCACCUGCCCUCUGCCUGGCAUCUACUUCUUCACCUACCAUGUUCUAAUGAGAGGUGGUGACGGGACCAGCAUGUGGGCUGACCUGAAGAAGAACGGACUGGUGAAAGCCAGCGCCAUCGCUCAGGACGCUGAUCAGAAUUACGACUACGCCUCCAACAGUGUGAUCCUGCAUCUGGACGUGGGCGACGAGGUGUGCGUGCAGCUGGACGGAGGCAAGGUCCACGGAGGGAACACAAACAAGUACAGCACCUUCUCCGGCUUCCUCGUCUACCCAGACUGAAUCUAGUUGUUACUCAUGCAGGGGAGAGGAGUGGUUAGAGGAACAUCAACACACACAGAGUACAAACUCACACGUACACAGACAUGUAUGUAUGCAAAUUCAUGCAGAUGCUCAGACAUGCACAUGCACACACACACACACAAACACACACAUCAACACCAUUUCUACAUACAGACACGCUGAGAUUCCAACAGACAGAAAGGUGAAUUAAGUGAAAAUCCAAAAUGUCAGUCAUCAUGACAAGCAACUGAAUUUAUUGGCGCCCAUUGUGUGCAAACACGACUUUCAGAACAUGUACAGUAUGAGUGCACAUAGAAAUUGCACGUUGUGGCUCGGAAAUAUCCAAAAUAUUAUAAUGUGUUCCAUAUUAACUGACAUUGUGAUAACUAGAAUGUAACAAACACCAUCAGUGUGAUUGUUUUUACAAUGCAAUAAGGGUAUCAAGGGUGUCAUUCACUGAGAUGACAAAGCUGACAAAUGCACACUUUAUUCCAGUCUUCACUUACACAUCUCCGCUCUCCAUUUUAAUGACCUCUAAUCGUAUGGCCUGUCUAUAUUUUGCAACUCGCCUUUAUAAAUAUUUUUUUCCCCCCCCUGUGCUUCAGAGGGAGUUACACCAGUUGAAAUUAACCGAGCCCGUGUUGGGAUUAAUUGGGAGAGUGCUGUUCAAAAUGAGGCAAUCUGAAUAAAAUACAGAUGUUUGACCUACAAUUCCUGUUCCCACGAUGACACAGGAUUUAGAGAAAAAACAAGAAAUUAUUAAUAUGAGAAGUAAAGACAAAAAAGCAAAUGAUAUUUUAUGGGUGGCACACGAGGGUGAUGAAGUUUGAAUUGACAAGUGCAUUAUUGACAAUAGUAUGUGUGUGUGUGUGUGUGUGUGUGUAUGUGAGAGUGGAAAUAUAAUACAGAUACUGUGAGAUACAAGGGCGCCAAAAAUGUGACAGCUGCAGUGUUUUCCUGACAUUAAUUGUUGUACAAUACUUUACAGAUUGUUGCUGUAAUUACACUGCCAUACUUACUCAGUACUUUAUUUUUUGAGAGACCCUGUAAAAGUACCAUCAUAUGUAUAAACACAGUAAUCCUGGGACGGGCUGUCUGGUAUGUCGA